AUGUCGGCCAGACCAUCAAAACGGGCCAAAACCGGCCACAGCCCUCUCCGUGUCACCCGCAUUCAACCACACCGACAAUGUGCUAAUCGCCCCCCUCGGUUUUGGCGCUUCCUGGAACUGCCCGCCGAGGUCCGCAACAUGAUUUACUCGCAACUGCUCACCAUCCCCACCGCCGCCGACGUGGCCGGCGUCUGGGAAUCCCAGCCCCGUCUUGACCUGAGUCUCUUGUACGUCGACAAGCAGAUAUCCCGUGAGGCCGCCUUUGUCCUGUACAGUAAAAACACCUUUGUCUUUCUCGAGCCCUGCGACGAGCACCGGGACGACUCUCCGGACGCCCAGGACUGUGCCCGCCACCGCAGCUGCAACUGGCUCCGCCUGAUAGGUCCCAACAACGCCCUGUCGGUCCGCAACCUGCACAUCCGCAUCCGCGCCGAGCGCUCCUCGCGCCCAGACUCGUACUACUCGGACUUGAUCCUCGCCCUGUCCGGCCUGGCACCCAACCUGACCCGGCUGGCCGUCAUUGCCGAGAAGCACGCGAUGCAAACACGCCCCGUCACCAUCCCCGCCGGGCCCGCCGGUUCAUUAACGGGAGGACACCAGCAGGUCUUGGAGAUGCACUGGAACCGCCAGUGGGACCCCAACCACGUCACGCCCAUCAACACGUGGACCCUGUACCAGAUGCGCUUCGGCCUGCGCAAGUUUCCUAACUUGAUGAACUUGGUCCUGGCCGGCUUCGAGCAACCCGGCCAAUUCUUCAUACCCAUGUGCCACUUAAUUAACAGGAACAGGCGCUGCAGGAUCCACGUCGUGAGGCGGACCGUCGCUAGCAGGAGUUGUAGGAAACACCCCAACUUUUCGACGCUGUGGAAUGAGCUGCCUGUGUUGGACCAGAAGGGCAGGCCCAUUCCUAAACCCGAGAAAAAGAAGGGUGGCGGCGGUGCGUGUGGAAGCGGCGGCGGUAAUCUGACUGCUGAUGAUGCUCAGGCCACUACUACUACUGGUCAGAGUAGUGUUGCAGGUCAGCAGAAUGCUGCUGCUGCCGCUGGUGGUGGUCAGAAUGCUGCUGCUGCUGCUCAGAAUCAGGAGGAGGAUGAUGGUGAUGCUGCUUCGGACGAUGGCUGGCAGGAUAUCGAGGCUCUUGCAAGUGAUAGCGGAGCUGAAGAAGACGACGAAGGCGAGGAAGACGACAUGAUCAUCUAG
Molecule: messenger RNA, 1200 nt
Organism: Neurospora tetrasperma FGSC 2508
Lineage: Eukaryota; Fungi; Ascomycota; Sordariomycetes; Sordariales; Sordariaceae
Exons: 1
Coding region: 1-1200 (399 amino acids)
Source: RefSeq, a predicted model, not a curated record